Molecule: messenger RNA, 2626 nt
Organism: Thermothielavioides terrestris NRRL 8126
Lineage: Eukaryota; Fungi; Ascomycota; Sordariomycetes; Sordariales; Chaetomiaceae
Exons: 1
Coding region: 366-2420 (684 amino acids)
Biological process (GO): Mo-molybdopterin cofactor biosynthetic process; molybdenum incorporation into molybdenum-molybdopterin complex
Cellular component (GO): cytosol; cytoplasm
Molecular function (GO): molybdopterin molybdotransferase activity
Source: RefSeq, a predicted model, not a curated record
CAGCAGCUUCCACACCUCAACAACCACCGCCUAAGACUCGGCCCACGUAGUGUAUUUCAUAGUUGCUCGAAGAAAGGGACGGACUACGAACGCUCGUGUUUGGUACAUACGUUACAGUCUCCCCGGUUGCCGCCGUCGCCCCGUCCGGAUUCCGCCGCGGUCGCGAUGCUGCCAAGGCCGGGACGCCGUGGUGGGGCUUGGGCCUUGAUGCCCCGCGAUACACCCCACAUUUCCCAGGGAGCUUCAACCAUGAGCUUGAGAUAGAAGAGUGUGAACCUGUUCCGGCAUUGAUGAGCAGAGAUUGUCUGCAAGAGUUGCCGCCGCCAAAUCUGAAUUCAACUGUACACAGACUUCUCAUCAGAAUAAUGUCAACUCCACUUAAAGCGGCGAUUCUGGUCGUGUCCACGACCGCCGCGAAAGACCCCUCGACCGACGCUGCCGAAACUGUGUUGCGGGAAGUAUUUGAGCAGGACGGUGGUGGGCGGUGGGAUGUCGCCGAGGUCAAGUUUGUGGCCGACGUUACCACCGAGAUUCAGCGGCAAAUCAUGCUCUGGACCGACGCCGCGGAUCCCGUCAACCUCGUGAUCACCACGGGUGGCACGGGCUUCGCCGUUGCAGACCACACGCCGGAAGCCGUCUCAGCCGUCUUGCACAAGCAGGCGCCGGGAUUGGUGCAUGCCAUGCUAGCCAGCUCACUGUCCGUCACUCCCUUCGCCAUGAUGUCGCGUCCCGUCGCCGGCGUCCGGAACCAGACCGUCAUCGUCACGCUGCCAGGAUCGCCCAAAGGCGCAAGGGAGAACCUGCAGGCUGUGAUCAAGACGCUGCCCCAUGCCUGCCUCCAAGCUGCAGGUGCAGACUCACGCGCCCUACACGCCGGCGGUGUGAAGAAGCUGGAGCAAGAAGCCGGCGUGAGCGCCGGCGACACUCAACCCCACACACAUCACCACCAGCACCAUCACCACCACCAUCAUCAUUCCCACGGCCACGGUCACAGCCACGGCCACGGCACCCCUGUCCGCCACUCCAACCCAUCCAGCAACCCCAAAUCCAACGAUCCCUCCCUCGGCCCCACCCGCCGCCACCGCGAGUCGCCCUAUCCCAUGGUGCCCGUCUCCGAGGCGCUCUCGCUGAUAGCGCAACACACCCCUCCGCCCGUCCCAACCACCGCCAAAGUCUCGCCCGACCUCACCGGCGCCGUCCUGGCAGAGGACGUCCGCGCGCCCGAGGACGUGCCCGCCUUCCGCGCCAGCAUCGUCGACGGCUACGCCGUCGUGGUGCCCCCCGGCGGCGACAUGCGCGGGGUGUACCCCGUCGUGGGCGUCUCGCACGCCGCUGCCGCAGAGGAAGAUACGAGCAGAAAGGCUCUCACGGAGGGCAAGAUCGCGCGCAUCACGACCGGCGCGCCGCUGCCGCCCGGCGCCACGGCCGUCGUCAUGGUCGAGGACACCGUGCUGGUCUCGACGCGCGCGGCGGGGGACGGGCGCGAGAGGGAGGAGGAGGAGGCAGAGGUCGAGCUGCUUGCCCAGGGCGUCGCGGAGGGGGACAACGUGCGCGAAGUGGGGAGCGACGUGGCGAAGGGCGCGCUCAUCUUGGAGAAGGGCGUGCAGGUGUCGGCGGUGGGCGGGGAGGUAGGCCUGUUGGCUUCUGUCGGGGUGCGCGAGGUGCUGAUGUACCGCCGGCCGGUGGUCGGGGUGCUGUCGACGGGGGAUGAGAUUGUGGAUCACGAGCGGGAGGGGGGGUUGCGGCUGGGGGAGGUGCGGGAUACGAACCGGCCGACGCUGAUUGCGGCCGCGAGGAGCUGGGGGUACGAGGUGGUGGACCUGGGGAUCGCGAGCGACAAGCCCGGGUCGCUGGAGGAGAUCCUGCGCGAUGCGCUGCGCCGUGUGGACCUCGUCGUCACCACGGGCGGCGUGUCAAUGGGCGAGCUUGACUUGUUGAAGCCGACGAUUGAGCGGUCACUUGGCGGGACGAUCCAUUUCGGCCGCGUGGCGAUGAAACCUGGCAAGCCCACGACGUUCGCGACAGUGCCCGUGAAGAAUAACGCCGGCGAGAGGGUCACCAAGGUGAUCUUCUCACUGCCGGGCAACCCGGCUUCGGCGCUGGUGACGUUCCACCUGUUUGUGCUCCCGUCGCUGCACCAGCUGUCUGGCGUCUCCCCGCCAGGAUUGCCGCGCGUGCCCGUGUGUCUGUCCCACGACUUCCCGGUGGACAAGUCCCGGACCGAGUACCACCGGGCCAUCGUGUUUGUUGGUCGCGACGGCGUGCUGUCCGCCACCAGCACGGGAGGCCAAAGAAGCUCCCGAGUGGGCAGCCUGAAGGGGGCAAACGCAUUGCUUUGCAUACCCAGCGGGCCAGAGCCGCUGCGGAAAGGCGCGAAGGUGGAGGCGUUGCUGAUGGGAAGCAUACGAAGCGACUUGUAAUCACGAAGAGCCAUGCCCUCAAAUAAACUAACCAAAAAUAUAUGACCUGACGAACCUGUUCUGUACAGUUAAGCUUCUAGCACAUGAGAUAUGAUGCUGACCAUGCCCAUUGACCGCCCCUUGCCCUCUGCCAAAACGCCGGUAAUAAAGAAGCUACACAGACCCGCUUGCCGCGGGAGCCUUACGGUUGGAUGCUGCGAGAUGCG